Molecule: messenger RNA, 3477 nt
Organism: Pipistrellus kuhlii (Kuhl's pipistrelle)
Lineage: Eukaryota; Metazoa; Chordata; Mammalia; Chiroptera; Vespertilionidae
Gene: OSBPL5
Product: oxysterol binding protein like 5
Exons: 22
Coding region: 121-2880 (919 amino acids)
Biological process (GO): phospholipid transport
Cellular component (GO): cytosol; membrane; intracellular membrane-bounded organelle
Molecular function (GO): sterol binding
Source: RefSeq, a predicted model, not a curated record
CCUCCCUCUGCUCCUUCCCUCCCUCCAAACGCGGGAUCCGGGAUCCGUCCUCUGGCAUUCGCGCCGCCUCGCCAACCCCCGCGCCCAGCUGCCCGCACGAGGCCGCCCAGCGCCCGGGCCAUGAAGGAGGAGGCCGCCCUGCAGCGCCGCCUCUCGCUCUGCCCGCCCGCCGCCCCCCCGAAGCCCGCGCCCCGGCGGCUGGCCCGCACCCCGCUCCUCGGCGACGGCGAGAAUGAGCCCGACCCCCUCAGCCCAGGCUGCCUGCCUCCCACGGCGGCCCCGGGGGCAGCCAGGCUGCCGCUGCGCGGCUCCCCCACGGGCUCCCCCCCAGGGACGGACGGGGAGCACAACGGCCCCUCGCUGACCCGGGAGGAGCGGCCCCCGACACCCGGCUCUGCCUGGAAGCUGCCACCGGGGUGCGUGUCAGGGUCCCCUGCCGCCCUCUGCCCAGCCCGCCGAUGCCUGCUCCCGCCCCUCCCGGUCUUGCAGGCGGAGUGCCGGCUGUGCAACGGGUCCGACCGGGAGUGUGUGUCCCCCACAGCCAAGGCCGCCAGGAAGGAGACUCUUAAGGUGCAGAAGGAGAACUACCGGCAGGAGAAGAAGCGCGCCACCAAGCAGCUGCUCAGCGCCCUGACCGACCCCCGCGUGGUCAUCAUGGCCGACAGCCUGAAGGUCCGGGGCACGCUGAAGGGCUGGACCAAGCUGUGGUGCGUGCUGAAGCCGGGCGCGCUGCUCAUCUACAAGACGCCGGGCGUGGGCCAGUGGGUGGGCACGGUGCUGCUGCAGUGCUGCCGGCUGCUGGAGCGGCCCUCCAAGAAGGACGGCUUCUGCUUCAAGCUCUUCCACCCGCUGGACCAGUCCGUGUGGGCCGUGAAGGGCCCCAGAGGCGAGAGCGUGGGCUCCAUCACACAGCCCCUGCCCAGCAGCUACCUGAUCUUCAGGGCCGCCUCCGAGUCCGACGGCCGCUGCUGGCUGGACGCCCUGGAGCUGGCCCUGCGCUGCUCCAGCCUCCUGCGGCUCAGCCGGCCGGGCAGCGACCAGGAGCCCGGGUCCUCGCCCGACGGGUCGCCCUCCUCGCUCUGCGGGCUGCCGCCCUCGGCCGCCACCCACCACCCGGACCUGCUCCCGCUGAACGGGUCGGCCCUGGAGAACGACGCCUUCUCGGACCGGUCGGAGCGGGAGGCGGGCGAGGACUCGGAGCCCGAGGCCCCGGACCUCAGCCAGAGGAGCCGCAGUGACCUGUCCCAGGCCCCGGGCGCCCCCGGCCCUCGAGGGACCACCUACGUGGAGCAGCCCCACGAGGAGCUGGGGGAGCCGGGCGCCGCGGCCCAGGAGCAGCCGGAGCCGGAGGAGCACCGGGGGCUGGUGUGGCUGCUGCUGAGGCAGCUGCGGCCGGGCAUGGACCUGGCCCACGUGGCACUGCCCACCUUCGUGCUGGAGCCCCGCUCCUUCCUCUGCAAGCUGUCCGACCACUGCGCCCACGCGGACCUGCUGUCCCGGGCGGCGCUGGAGGAGGACGCCUACGGCCGCUUCAAGCAGGUGCUGCGCUGGUACCUGUCCGGCUUCUACCAGAAGCCCAAGGGAAUCAAGAAGCCCUACAACCCGGUCCUUGGGGAGACCUUCCGCUGCAGCUGGUUCCACCCUCAGACCCACAGCCUCACCUUCUACAUCGCUGAGCAGGUGUCCCACCACCCGCCCGUGUCCGCCUUCCACGUCAGCAACCGCAAGGAUGGCUUCUGCGUCAGCGGCAGCGUCACGGCCAAGUCCCGGUUCUACGGGAACUCGCUGUCGGCCCUGCUGGACGGCCAGGCCACACUCACCUUCCUGGGCCGGGCGGAGGACUACACCCUCACCAUGCCCUACGCCCACUGCAGAGGGCUCCUGUACGGCACCAUGACCAUGGAGCUGGGCGGCCGGGUGACCAUCGAGUGCAAGAAGAGCAACUUCCAGGCCGAGCUGGAGUUCAAGCUCAAGCCGUUCUUCGGGGGCAGCACAAGCAUCAACCAGGUGUCGGGCAGGAUCGUGGCGGGGGACGAGGAGCUGGCGCAGCUGUGGGGGCGCUGGGACGGGGAGGUGUUCAUCCGGGAGGAGCCCCGCGGGGGCCCCCAGCUCUUCUGGAGCCCGAGCCCCGAGGUCCGCGCGCAGAGGCUGAGGCUGCGCACCGUGCUGCCCGCGGAGCAGGCGGAGCUGGAGUCCGAGAGGCUGUGGCGGGGUGUCACCAGCGCCAUCCGGGCGGGCGACCAGCAGGCGGCCACGCGGGAGAAGCUGGCUCUGGAGGAGGCGCAGCGGCAGCGGGCCCGGGAGCAGCAGCAGCGCCCGGGGCCCUGGGCGCCCCGGCUCUUCCGGCUGGACCCCGCCGCCCAGCAGUGGUGCUACCGCUUCGCCGACCUCCGCCCCUGGGACCCCCGGAAGGACGUGGCCCAGUACGAGCAGGACGGGGCGCUGUGCACCCUGCAGCGGGACAGCCGGCCCCCCCAGGCCCGUCGGGGGGGCAGCCCAGAGCCCAGGCACCAGAGGCCGGGCCCCGACCGGCGGCUCCGCAAGGCCAGCGACCAGCCCUCCGGCCGCAGCCGGGCCACCGAGAGCAGCUCCACGCCCGAGUCCUGCCCCGAGCUCUCCGACGAGGACGGGCACGUCGCCCCCGAGAGCCCGUGCCCGCGGUGCCGGAAGGAGGCGGGGCGGCUGCAGGCGCUGCAGGAGGCUGUGCUGUCUAUCCGGGACGCCCAGCAGGAGCUGCACAGGCACCUCGUGGCCAUGCUCAGCGCCUCCGCCAGGGCGCGGCGGGCGGCGGCCCCGGGCCUCCUGCAGAGCCCGCGCGCCUGGGGGCUGCUGUGCGUGCUGCUGGCCUGCCAGCUGCUCCUGGGCCACGUCCUCACGUAAGGCCGCGGCGCCCCCUGCAGGCCGCCGCCCGCCCGCCACCCAGCACUUCACAUCGGAGCCAGAGGACGGCGCCUGCCCGCUGGGCCCCGCAAGCAGGCUCCGGAGCAGGACGGCCGCAGGGACCUGGCGGCCACCGGGCGCCGCUCGGCCGGGCAGCCCAGCACCGGCCUGGCUGCUCCUGCCCCCCCCCCCACCCAGUGCCCGCUCCUGGCCCCACCGCUCGCUCCCGGGGCAGCGUCCACCUGCCGCGGGCGGGCGUGGGGGCGUGGGGGCCGCCGGGGGUGGACGGUCCCUCCGCGGGGCUGCAGGGGGGAGGAGCCGCCUCGGCCUGAAGCCCAGGCUGUCCCUCCGGAGGCCCUGCCCGUCACCUCGGGGCCCCCGGGGGCCCCCGACUCCGCCAUGGGGUUUGCUCUGCCCGUGGGCUGCUUGGGCAGCCGGUCCUGCAGGCGGGUGGGGACACGGGACCCCGGGUGCGGCUCAGCUGCCCACACGGGGACGCGGGACUCGGGGACACGGGACCCGGGGACACGGGACCCGGGACCCAGGGACACGGGACCCGGGGACGCGGGACACGGGGACGCGGAACACGGGGACACA